This is a messenger RNA of Penaeus indicus, 1506 nucleotides long. RefSeq names its product filamin-B-like. The record is from RefSeq and is a predicted model, not a curated record. NCBI's taxonomy places the organism in Eukaryota, Metazoa, Arthropoda, Malacostraca, Decapoda, Penaeidae. Gene Ontology annotation, biological process: actin cytoskeleton organization. Gene Ontology annotation, molecular function: actin filament binding. The transcript is spliced from 4 exons. Bases 907 to 1506 code for a protein of 199 amino acids.
UUCUCGUCCCCCCUUCUCAUCCCCCUUCCCUCUCUCUCCCUCCCUUCAUUUCCUUUCUCCCUUUCUCCCAUUGUGCACCACUUCAGUCAAUCCUCAUUUUGGUAACUCAUGACUUUCAGCUACUCAUAAAUAUGUGGCUACUCGACCAUCUUUUUCAGACGGGGACCGACGCAGAUGCUGAGUGACUUCAUAAAUAUUUUACAUAUUUUAUCCUUUUGUUUGACAUAACCAUCACCCGUUUGCCUUUUGCGUUGAUUUGAGUGACCUUUAAUGGAGCUUUUGCGACACCCUCAUGCCUUCCUUGUCAGCGCCAGCGCCCCCAAACCCCUCCCGAAACCCUGACUGAAAGACCAUCUCCUUAAGCUGAAUCUCUUCUAUCCUUUAUCCUAUUCUUUGGUAUUUUAAUCCUGCUUUAACCUUUCGUAUGAAUUUAAUCACGCAAUUAAUAUUCACCUUCCGUUCGUCCCUCACCGCUGAACCUCAUCCGCUCUCCAAUGAAAACUUAACAUAUACAUUUCCAAAGUUGGAUUCAGAGGUGGAAUACAUGCUCACCUUGUCACAUUCCAUGUCUUCCCCAUCAGUGGAUCCUGUCUGCCGAGAUCCAUCCACCUUAUCAGCCUCCUCUUUGUCCCUUGUGCCCUUCACCCCGCCCAUCCCCAUCCUUGUUCCUGGCGUAGUAUAGGGCCUCACUAACUUGGCCGCGUCUGUAUAGGCCCCAAUGGACUCCCGGUGGCGGCGCAGGUCCGGGACAAUGGUGACCACACCUUCAGGGUGGAGUUCGCCCCCCGCAACGCCGGAGAGCACAGGAUCCACGUGGCGUAUGGUGGCGAAGCCAUCCCUGGGUCACCCUUCAGUUGCAAGGUGUACGACGUGUCAGCCAUUAAGGUGCGCCCCGUGGACCGCGGUAUGGUGGCCAAGCCUGUCACAUUCCUUGUCGAGACCAACAACGCUGGCCCUGGAAAUCUUGAGGUGACAGUGAACAAUGGACAGGUUCCCACCAGCGCUCAGGCACAGGGUAACCAUGUCUAUGCCAUCUCCUUCACGCCGAAGGAGGCCAAACCACACGUGGUUGAGCUCAAGUUUAACGGGGAGAACGUGCCGGGAUCUCCGUUCUCGUGCGAGGUGGUGGAUGUGUCAAGGGUGACCGUGGCUGGCACCGGGCUGGAAAAGGUGCCAGUGGACCGUCCUGCAUCCUUCACCGUGGACUCGCAGGCCACUGUGGACCAACUGGAGGUCAAAGUGCUUUCGCCCUCCAGGCAUGUCCUAGAACAUCGUAUUAGUACGACAGAUGAAGCCAAACUGAUGGUAGAAUACACACCUGCGGAAGUGGGCGCAGCAGUAAACCCUCAAGGUGCAAUUACAACUUCGGAGCAAGGAGGAAAGGGCUUCGUCGGAAGCGUGAGGGCGUGGAGAGCGCGUGGAACCAUCCCCUGCGCCGUUUGCCGCACGCAAGCGCCGUCAGCUUCUGCUGCGUUGGCGUGCGGCGAAAGUAGACUAAACAACUAA